Molecule: messenger RNA, 2449 nt
Organism: Lacerta agilis (Sand lizard)
Lineage: Eukaryota; Metazoa; Chordata; Lepidosauria; Squamata; Lacertidae
Gene: CNOT10
Product: CCR4-NOT transcription complex subunit 10
Exons: 19
Coding region: 16-2307 (763 amino acids)
Biological process (GO): mRNA catabolic process; negative regulation of translation
Cellular component (GO): CCR4-NOT complex
Molecular function (GO): protein binding
Source: RefSeq, a predicted model, not a curated record
AGGGUUGUUGAGAGGAUGAAAUGGGGAACUGAGGAUGAAACGCAGAGGAGGAGCACCGUGCACACCACCUUGAGGUCCUUGGAGGGUAAAGGUGAUCAGGGAGCAGAAAAACAUGAAGCAGCAGGCACAUCAUCUGGGAUUACUGAUCAAGAGAAGGAGCUCUCAAACAGUGCUCUGCAAGCAUUCAUGGCUGGCAACUAUGAAUCUUGUCUGCAACACCUUAGCUGCUUGCAAGAAAUUAACAAGGAUGAUUACAAAAUAGUUUUGAACAUGGCAGUAGCAGAGUUCUGUAAAAGUAAUCAGACGACAACUGACAACUUGAAACAAACACUUAAUCAGCUGAAAAACCAGGUUCAUUCAGCUGUUGAGGAAAUGGAUGGAUUAGAUGAUGUUGAAAACAGCAUGCUUUACUACAAUCAGGCUGUUAUUUUGUACCAUCUUCGGCAGUAUACUGAAGCAAUAAUAGUUGGAGAGAAGCUUUAUCAAUUCAUAGAACCUUUUGAGGAGAGAUUUGCCCAGGCAGUGUGCUUCCUGCUUGUUGACUUGUACCUGCUGACUUGCCAAGCUGAAAAAGCCUUGCAUCUGCUUGCUGUAUUGGAAAAAAUGAUUUUACAAGGCGGCAACAACAAAAAUGGGAAAAAUGAGACAGGUAAUAACACUAGUAAGGACGCUUCCAAUCACAAAGCUGAAAGUGGAAUGCUGACAGAAGCUGCUAAGUCUAAAAUACAUCAGUAUAAGGUGCGAGCCUAUAUUCAGAUGAAGUCUCUGAAAGCAUGCAAGAGGGAGAUAAAGUCCGUUAUGAACACAGCUGGAAAUUCUGCUCCUUCUCUCUUUCUGAAAAGCAAUUUUGAGUAUUUAAGAGGCAAUUAUCGGAAAGCAGUCAAGCUGCUGAACAGCUCAAACAUCGCAGAACAUCCGGGAUUUAUGAAAACAGGUGAAUGCUUACGGUGCAUGUUCUGGAAUAACCUUGGGUGCAUCCAUUUUGCUAUGGGGAAACACAACUUGGGAAUUUUCUAUUUCAAAAAGGCUUUGCAGGAGAAUGACAAUGCCUGUGCACAGCUUGGAACAGGUGGCUCUGACACAGGUAAAAAGUUCUCAGGACGACCAAUGUGCACCUUGUUGACUAACAAGCGUUAUGAGUUGCUGUAUAACUGCGGCAUUCAGCUCUUGCACAUUGGGAGACCGCUAGCUGCUUUUGAAUGCCUGAUAGAAGCCGUCCAAGUUUAUCAUUCGAACCCUCGUCUCUGGUUGAGGAUAGCCGAAUGCUGUAUAGCUGCCAAUAAAGGAAGUUCAGAACAAGAAACAAAAGGACUUCCAAGCAAAAAGGGCAUCGUACAGUCCAUUGUAGGUCAAGGAUAUCAUCGUAAAAUAGUAUUGGCAUCCCAGUCUGUACAGAACAUUGUUUAUAAUGAUGGCCAGUCUUCAGCUAUUCCUGUAGCUAGUAUGGAGUUUGCAGCAAUUUGUCUAAGAAAUGCCUUGCUGCUGCUUCCUGAAGACCAGCAGGAGCCAAAGCAGGAAAAUGGAUCUAAAAUUGGCAACCAGUUGGGAGGGAAUAAUGAGAACAGCGAGAACAAUGAAGCUUGCAGUAGCAAAAGCCACGAAGGAGACAAAUUUGUUCCUGCUCCACCAUCUUCUCCACUGAAGAAGCAAGAACUAGAAAAUUUAAGGUGUUCAAUACUUGCUUGCAGUGCUUAUGUGGCCCUGGCCCUGGGGGACAACCUUAUGGCUUUGAAUCAUGCAGACAAGCUUCUUCAGCAGCCCAAACUGUCUGGAUCACUUAAGUUCCUUGGCCAUUUGUAUGCUGCAGAGGCUCUCAUCUCUCUAGACAGAAUCUCUGAUGCCAUUACUCACUUGAACCCGGAGAAUGUCACUGAUGUGUCCCUGGGGAUUUCUUCAAACGAGCAGGAUCAAGGAUCUGAGAAAGGAGAAAAUGAAGCAAUGGAAUCCUCUGGCAAGCAAACCCCACAAUGUUACCCCAGUUCUGUCACAUCUGCACGGACCAUGAUGCUGUUCAACCUUGGAAGCGCCUACUGCUUGAGAAGCGAGUAUGACAAAGCACGGAAGUGUCUGCACCAGGCUGCCUCACUGAUUCAUCCGAAAGAGAUCCCACCCGAGGCCAUCUUGCUGGCUGUGUACCUUGAACUUCAGAAUGGAAACACACAGCUGGCACUGCAGAUCAUCAAAAGAAACCAGCUUCUUCCUACAGUGAAAAUGCUCUCUGAGAUGCGGAAGAAGCCUGUGUUUCAGCCGACACACCUGGUCCAGCCUAUUCAGAUGCCUGCAUUCAGCUCUGCUCAGAGGAAGUGAAGAAGCCGUGGUGAAAAUUGACCCUUUGAGGGACCACAUGGUCCAUUUUGUACUUAUAUAUAUAUAUAAACCUUUGUGGUACCUGCAUAUGAUGUACUGAAGUGUGUUGGUUUGAAUUUUUUAAUUAAAACAAACAAAAAAA